CAGACGUUUCUCUUUUCACAGUGAAGAGAGAUACCACCUGUGUCCGAAACAGGCAUAUUUUAUUAUAUUAUUGGCCAAUACGCAGAUGUGGGUGCUUCAAUGUGAUUUUGGACUGACGUGAAAAUUUGAAAGAGUUUUGUCGAAAAUGGGAGACAAAAUGCCAGGAUUUCUUCAUUUUCUUCAAACUUUGUCCAAUUGGCGGCUAGAUUCUGAAGAUGAUUUUGUACAUCCACCAUCAACGCCAAUUAUUACAGUUAUACCAGCAGUGGAUGAACCUAUCAAGAUUGGAAUUAAUGAUGAGAAGAAACCAGAGUCAGCAAAAAUACGUAAAGGCGGCAGGAAAAUGCCUGACAUGACAUGGCUUCUAACAUCUUUUCAAUCUAUCAAACUGAAAAUUGGAUUAAAAGGAGCUGCAGGCAGUGCUGGCGAACUACAAAAUAUGUUAUCUGCUGACCCAUCGCACAGAUUGAGCAACGGCGACGACAAACCUGCUGAUGGAUUGUGUCACAUUUCCCAGAGUCCAUUCCGAAUUCUAAAGGCAGCUGAAAGUGGAAACCUAGAAGUUUUUCAACGUCUUUAUUAUGCAGAUCCUACACGUCUCGUUAUCCGUGAUAGUCGUGGAAGGACAUCAAUUCACCAAGCAGCUUCAAGAAACAGGGUUAAUAUUCUUCAAUUUAUUGUGGAUCAAGGAGGAGAUUUAAAUAUACAAGACAACUCUGGAAAUACUCCUCUACACGUAGCGGUUGAACAUGAAUCAUUGGAUGCUGUAGACUUUUUACUAGACAAAGGUGUAAAAACGGACAUAUUAAACGAAAAGAAUCAGGCCGCAAUUCACCUGGUCACCGAGCUUAACAAGGUGGCGGUGUUGGAAGUAAUGGGACGCCAUAAACAGAGAAUUGACAUUCAACAAGGAGGUGAACACGGCAGAUCCGCUCUUCACAUUGCUGCUAUAUACGACCACGAGGAAUGCGCAAGGGUGCUGAUUUCAGAGUUUGGCGCUUCGCCAAAAAUACCCUGCAACAACGGUUAUUACCCAAUACAUGAAGCUGCCAAAAAUGCUUCGUCGAAGACAUUGGAAGUGUUCCUUCAAUGGGGAGAAUCUAAAGGAUGUAGCCGACAGGAGAUGAUUUCGUUUUAUGACUCAGAAGGAAAUGUCCCUCUACAUUCAGCCGUUCAUGGUGGUGACAUAAAGGCUGUUGAAUUGUGUAUAAAAUCUGGUGCGAAAAUAUCAAUCCAACAGCAAGACCUUUCAACACCAGUACAUUUAGCAUGUGCACAAGGUGCUACGGAAAUCGUCAAGCUAAUGUUUAAAAUGCAACCCGAAGAGAAAAUGGCGUGUCUAUCGUUCUGUGAUGUACAAAAAAUGACUCCACUUCACUGCGCCGCUAUGUUUGAUCAUCCUGAAAUUGUCGAAUAUUUGGUUAAUGAAGGAGCCGAUAUUAACGCUAUGGAUAAAGAAAGGAGGUCACCAAUGUUACUAGCAGCAUUAAGAGGAGGUUGGAGGACUGUACAUAUGCUCAUAAGAUUGGGUGCUGAUAUAAACAUAAGAGAUGUCAACAAAAGAAACGUGCUUCAUUUAGUGGUCAUGAAUGGUGGCAGAUUAGAAAAAUUCGCUUCAGAAGUAAGUGAGACAAAAUCUAAGGAAAGUCUUCUCCAACUGCUCAAUGAAAAAGAUAUAACUGGAUGUUCUCCAUUACACUACGCUAGUCGAGAAGGUCACAUCAGAAGUCUGGAAAAUCUCAUUCGACUUGGUGCCUGCAUCAACCUAAAAAACAAUAAUAAUGAAAGUCCUCUACAUUUUGCUGCUAGGUAAGCAUUUUUUUUUAAUCCGAAAAUAUUAUUAAAGUUGCAUUUCAAGAAUUUUGUUUGAGGUAAUUGUCAAAGUUACAUGUAGACAUAAGGUCUGUUCCAACAACGAUCACAAAUUAGUCACUGAUACCAGAACUCUGCGCAGUAGAUAAGCUGGCGGUCCCAGUAAUGUACUGCGCAGAAUCCUGGUAUCAGUCACUCAUAUACUUUGAUAGUAUGUGGGGCAAAUAAUAUGGUGGACCGGAUGUUAUUUAACAUAACCUCUAUUUCCAUUUGUCAUCACAUUUGUCAUUUAAUUGUGUCAACAAGUUACGACGAGAUGUUUUUUUAAUUUAUGUAGGUAGUAUCGGAUAGCAUUACUAUGAUAUAAACAAUAAACGUUCAUUCGUGAACACACAAUAUGCUUCACGUUUCCAUUUUUAUAUUUUCUUUCAUAAAAAAAAUCAAAUCGUGGGUGAAUUAUCCCGAAGAACAUUGCCCGCAAAAGGAAUAGAAGAAGAAUAAGAAGAAAAACUAAUCAAAU
Psylliodes chrysocephalus is the source of this 2332-nucleotide messenger RNA. NCBI's taxonomy places the organism in Eukaryota, Metazoa, Arthropoda, Insecta, Coleoptera, Chrysomelidae. The record is from the annotation of a GenBank genome assembly.